Aspergillus novofumigatus IBT 16806 is the source of this 996-nucleotide messenger RNA. Its product is annotated as NAD(P)-binding protein. The transcript has 4 exons. The record is from RefSeq and is a predicted model, not a curated record. Lineage: Eukaryota; Fungi; Ascomycota; Eurotiomycetes; Eurotiales; Aspergillaceae. Bases 1 to 996 code for a protein of 331 amino acids.
AUGUUACCGCCAAAGAUUUUUAUUACUGGAACGAGCGGCUAUGUAGGAGGAGACGUCCUCUAUGAGCUUCUGAGAGUACAUCCUGAUUGGGAGCACAGUAUCACUUGUCUCGUGCGAACCCCAGCUCAUGAAGCACAAUUCAAAGCAAGAUAUCCAAAACUAAGGCUAUUUUUCGGCACGUUUGAACAACCGGCUAUUAUUGAGGAGGAAGUAGCAAAACAUGAGCUGGUCCUUCAUUUUGCGAUGAGUGCUGACAAUGUGCCAUCCGCAACAGCCAUUGGGGGAGGAGUCUAUAUUCAUACAAGUGGCACUGAUAUUCUUCUGGAUUCGGGACAUGAAAUGCAAUAUACUCCAGGUCGGAUACAUAUUUUCAACGAUUGGGAGGGGAUCUCUGAACUUACAUCUUUACCAGACAAGGCUGUUCAUCGCAAUGUCGACAAAAUUGUCUUAGCAGCUGGCUCUGAUACACUGAAGACUGCUAUUAUUUGUCCUUCAACAGUGUUCGGAGCCGGAAGGGGUCCUGUCUCGCGGAGAACCGAACAGAUGUAUAAUCUUACCAGGCUUAUUCUUGAAACUGGCAAGGGGCUCCUGCUAGCUGAUGGGAGAUCUUUCUGGAAUUGCGUUCAUGUUCACGACCUGUCUCGUCUAUAUAUUCGCCUGAUUGACGAAGCCAUACUAGGAGGAUCCAAAGCUUCAUGGAACUCCGAGGGCUAUUACCUUGUGGAAGGUGGUGAAUAUUUCUGGGGGGACAUCUGUCGCAGAAUCACGAAAGAGGCGUAUAAACUAGGACUGCUGGCAUCAGAAGAGAUGGUGGUGCUUGAUAUGGAGAACAGUACAGUCAUGGCGCCUGCUGGCCGUCCUGUGGUUAACUACACGGUCAAAGCCAAAGCGGUGCGGGCUAGAAAGCUUCUCGGCUGGACACCCACGCAAUCAAAGAUCGAGGAUGAGAUCCCGGAAAUUGUGAAAGAAGAGGCACGUGCACAUGGUCUGACUUGA